CGAUAGCUCAGCAGUCAAGGAGAGCAGAAAGGCUAGCGCUGGUGGGUGGAUGGGAACAGAGAUCCAAGUCCUCUUCUUCCUGGGGGUGAGUGUGGGAGGAGAGCGGAGGUCCGGAGAGGCUAGAAGGACGGCUAAGAAAACAAGAGUGCUUCUCGAUCAAUUUCCACCUCCUGCCGUUCACACUCAGUGCGCUUUCCUUGAGGAAAGGACGCUGGGUUCAAUACGCGUGAGUGUGCCUUAGCUGCCCGCGUGUCGCCAGGUGGGUAGCCCCGGCGCCGUAGGAAGGGGAAGUUACCUUCCCCUCGGAAGAGGGCGCUGGCUCCCCCAUCCUGCCUUUAUAAUAAGGCCGCGGGAGGAGAGGAAGCACUGCCGUCUGCGCUCUGUAAAGCAUGCAGUUAGGGGAGCAGCUUUUGGUGAGCUCAGUGAACCUGCCUGGCGCGCACUUCUACCCGCUGGAGAGUGCGCGAAGCGGCGGUGGCGGGACCGCCGGCCACCUCCCCGGCGCGACCCCUUCGCCUCAGAGGCUGGACUUAGACAAAGCGCCCAAGAAGUUCUCGGGCAGCCUCUCGUGCGAGGCGGGGAGCGGGGAACCCACAGCCGCCAGUGCGGGGGCUCCCGCGGUCAUGCUCAGUGACGCCGACGCCGGGGACGCCUUUGCCAGCACCGCGGCAGUGGCCAAGCCAGGGCCCCCGGACGGCCGCAAGGGCUCCCCCUGCGGGGAAGAGGAGCUCCCCUCAGCCGCGACUGCCGCUGCUACUGCCGCAGCCGCCGCCACCGCGCGCUACUCCAUGGACAGCCUAAGUUCGGAGCGCUACUACCUCCAGUCCCCCGGGCCUCAGGGCUCCGAGCUGGCUGCGCCCUGCUCGCUCUUCCCGUACCAGGCGGCAGCCGGGGCGCCCCACGGAUCUGUGUACCCGGCUCCCAACGGGGCGCGCUACCCCUAUGGCUCCAUGCUGCCCUCCGGCGGUUUCCCCGCGACCGUGUGCCCACCCGGGAGGGCGCAGUUCGGCCCGGGAGCCGGCGCCGGCAGUGGCGCGGGCGCAAGCGGCGGCGGGGGAGGCGGCCCGGGAGCCUAUCAGUACAGUCAGGGGGCUCCGCUCUACGGGCCGUACCCCGGGGCAGCGGCCGCAAGUUCGUGCGGAGGAUGGGGGAGCUUGGAGGUUUCUGGUUCCAGUUUACGUGCUCACGUCUACCUGUGCAACCGGCCUCUGUGGCUCAAAUUCCACCGCCACCAAACCGAGAUGAUCAUUACGAAACAGGGCAGGCGCAUGUUCCCCUUCUUGAGCUUCAACAUAAACGGACUCAAUCCUGCCGCCCACUACAACGUGUUCGUAGAGGUGGUGCUGGCGGACCCCAACCACUGGCGCUUCCAAGGGGGCAAGUGGGUGACCUGCGGCAAAGCCGACAAUAACAUGCAGGGCAACAAAAUGUAUGUCCACCCAGAGUCUCCUAAUACUGGUUCCCACUGGAUGAGACAGGAGAUUUCCUUUGGGAAAUUAAAACUCACCAAUAACAAAGGCGCCAAUAACAACAACACUCAGAUGAUAGUCCUCCAGUCCUUACACAAGUACCAGCCACGACUGCACAUUGUGGAAGUUACAGAGGAUGGUGUGGAGGACUUGAAUGAGCCCUCGAAGACUCAAACCUUUACCUUCUCAGAAACGCAGUUCAUUGCCGUGACUGCCUACCAAAACACCGAUAUAACUCAACUAAAGAUUGAUCAUAACCCCUUUGCAAAAGGCUUCAGGGACAACUAUGAUUCAUCCCAUCAGAUUGUCCCUGGAGGUCGGUACGGCGUUCAGUCCUUCUUCCCGGAGCCCUUUGUCAACACUUUACCUCAAGCCCGAUAUUAUAAUGGCGAGAGAACCGUGCCACAGACCAACGGCCUCCUUUCACCCCAACAGAACGAAGAGGUGGCCAACCCUCCCCAGCGGUGGCUUGUCACGCCUGUCCAGCAACCUGGGACCAACAAACUAGACAUCGGUUCCUAUGAGUCUGAAUAUACUUCCAGCACCUUGCUCCCAUAUGGUAUUAAAUCCUUGCCCCUCCAGACACCCCAUGCCCUGGGGUAUUACCCUGACCCAGCCUUCCCUGCCAUGGCAGGGUGGGGAGGUCGAGGUUCUUAUCAGAGGAAGAUGUCGGCUGGACUCCCAUGGACCUCCAGAACAAGCCCCCCUGUGUUCUCUGAAGAUCAACUCUCCAAGGAGAAAGUCAAAGAAGAAAUUAGCUCUUCUUGGAUAGAGACUCCCCCUUCCAUCAAGUCUCUGGAUUCCAAUGAUUCGGGGGUCUACACCAGUGCUUGUAAGCGAAGGCGGCUGUCUCCCAGCACCUCUAGUAAUGAAAAUUCUCCCUCCAUAAAGUGUGAGGACAUGAACGCUGAAGAAUACAGUAAAGACACCUCAAAAGGCAUGGGAGGGUAUUAUGCUUUUUACACAACUCCCUAAAGAGUUAUUUUAACCUCAUAAAAAUGAGCUAACUUUUUGCAGAUGAACUUGGUGGUGUUUUUUGUUGUCUUCUUUGCCUAGGUUGCCAAAAAGAUGUUUGCCUUCCACCUUGAUGCAUCGUGUUCUGUGCAAUUCUCUAAAAGAAGGUGCCAAAGCUUUUUGAUUGCUGCAGGUAACUGAAACAAGCCUAGCGUUUUCUUUUUCUUUCAAAAUAAAGUUAAUGGAGGACUUGGAAGUGUUUUUAAAAUUUGAAGGUCAUUCAAGGUUCUGGGUUUAUUUAUUGGAAACACUAAAUGUUCAGAGAAUGGGGCUGUGAAGAUAGAAUGCUGAACGCUAUCACACCAGUUGAAAGCUUUGGUUCUUUAUUCUAUUUUUAAAUCUCUAAGCAUAUAGAAGCCCAGAAUCGGUAAGGCAUUUUGUUUCUAGAAAAGAAGGGCUGGUCCUUAAGCUUCAACAGGGGACUUUUUGCCGUUACCUUCUGCUAGAGACAGAAGAUGUCAGGCCUGGGAGGCGAGAACAACUUUUGUGAAGGCGUUGAUUUUACCUGCCUUUGGUUCCUCCCAGGCUUUCUGAAUAAGCCAUGAUUGCCUCGUUCGCUCUGCUCUGUGCUGGGGUGGCUCACAAGACUCAGGAGAGGACAAGGGAGGGAGUCACCCCCCAAAAAUAAAGAAAGAGAAUUUUAAAGUGUACAGUUGUGUGUGCUUAGAUACACUGUAGAAUAACGUGGAAUAUAUUGUACAAAUAGUCUACCUAGGUGUCUGAGAUUAUGUAAAAGCGGUGCUUUGGCUUUGUAAAGAAUUUGCAGAUCACCUGGCAGCAGCUGCAAGAGCAGGGGGUGGUUCCUCUCCUCAUCCCAACCACAUUGGGGAAUAUUCUGUUUACUUUUUAGGUAGUUAAGAAUGUAUUCAGCUACUCUGUACUUAACUUGAAACGUGUCUAAGGAAACUCCUCUAUUUCAACCUCUUCCUUUGCCACCCCCACUACCCAGCUUGGUAAUGUAAAGACAGUAAAACCCGACGCCACGGCUCCUAUAGGCUUUUUAGAGAUCUUGGAUUUUUAUGUACAGUCUUAGUCAUUUUUUAAUAAAUGUUGUUCAUUAAGGGAA
Molecule: messenger RNA, 3549 nt
Organism: Molossus molossus (Pallas's mastiff bat)
Lineage: Eukaryota; Metazoa; Chordata; Mammalia; Chiroptera; Molossidae
Gene: EOMES
Product: eomesodermin
Exons: 6
Coding region: 390-2444 (684 amino acids)
Biological process (GO): endodermal cell fate specification; regulation of transcription by RNA polymerase II; CD8-positive, alpha-beta T cell differentiation involved in immune response
Cellular component (GO): nucleus
Molecular function (GO): RNA polymerase II cis-regulatory region sequence-specific DNA binding; DNA-binding transcription factor activity, RNA polymerase II-specific
Source: RefSeq, a predicted model, not a curated record